GUGAGGUAGAGAGAUGGAGAUUUAAAUGCAGCAGCAAGGCACACACACACACUCAUGCUCUUGGUCUUUAUAUAGGGCGCGCUCCUUCCCCUACAUCCCUCAUCUUCUCUACUUUACCACAAGAUGAGAAGCAUAGUAUUGCUUGUGUGGGCUGCGUCCCUCGUGUCCGCGCUCGAGUUUCAUGAUCAGAAGAACUUCUUCUAUCCAGAUCCAAACGCAUCCACACCUCCCACAGUUUCAUACUCUCCUCCAGCAACUCCAGCAACUCCAAAUCCGACAACUUCCCAAGGAGGGACCGGCACCCCACCGGCUAGCUGUGGAGCUCCCCCGAGUGGAGGCCACCACACCUCCGAUCCAUCGCCACCAGCAGGCCAAGGAUACAACCCGAACCCACCAUCUACUGUCAGCCCACCAUAUACUUGCACGUACUGGAAGAAUCACCCGAGUCUGAUAUGGGGGAUGCUGGGGUGGUCGGGAUCGGUGGGGAAGGCGUUCGGGGUGAGCAGCGUGCCCGGCCUCGGACCAAACAUCAACUUGCUGCAGGCGCUUUCCAACACGCGCACAGAUGGUUAUGGUGAAAUCUGCAGGCAAGGCACGGCUGCAUUGCUCAAUUCAAUGGCUGAUGCCAAAUUCCCUUACACUACUGCGCAGGUAAGGAAUUCAUUCGCUGCUGCACUUAGCUCCAACGACGCCGCAGCAGCUCAGGCGCGUCUCUUCAAGCGAGCCAACGAGCCGAGUCACUAGCUACACUCUUCAUUUCAACUUUCAAUUAUUCUAUUUUUACUCUAAUGUUGCAAAAUCAUUCCGCAACUGCUUUGUUUUUGUAACCUACAAUUUGCACAUCCAAUGCAUUUCAUUUUUAAUUUCAA
Messenger RNA from Salvia miltiorrhiza (redroot sage), 869 nucleotides. RefSeq names its product protodermal factor 1-like. The coding region runs from base 124 to 744 and encodes 206 amino acids. Lineage: Eukaryota; Viridiplantae; Streptophyta; Magnoliopsida; Lamiales; Lamiaceae. The record is from RefSeq and is a predicted model, not a curated record. The transcript has 3 exons.